Molecule: messenger RNA, 1879 nt
Organism: Vitis riparia (riverbank grape)
Lineage: Eukaryota; Viridiplantae; Streptophyta; Magnoliopsida; Vitales; Vitaceae
Product: aspartic proteinase oryzasin-1-like
Exons: 14
Coding region: 136-1644 (502 amino acids)
Biological process (GO): lipid metabolic process; proteolysis
Molecular function (GO): aspartic-type endopeptidase activity
Source: RefSeq, a predicted model, not a curated record
UAGAAGUGGGGUCACAUAACAUUUCUUUGGUUACAGACAAACUGGAUUCACACCCACUUCUCCUCACUUAAAUAUCUCAGCCUGAACUGCAUUUUCUUUUAACUCAGCUCCAAUUAAGCAUUUCUGGCUCUAAACAUGAGGCAAGGAGUUGUUUGGGCAGCUUUUUGUUUGUGGGCUUUGAUAUGUCCUCUUCUUCCUGUUUACUCCCAUGGCUUGGUGAGAAUUGGUCUGAAGAAGCGGCCCCUGGACUUCAAUAAUAUGAGAACUGCCAGAAUAGCACAAAUGCAAGGAAAAAUUGGUGGUGGUGUAAUGAGCAAGUAUCAUGGUUUUGAUGAUCCAGAUGGAGAGUUUGUGUCACUGAAGAACUAUUUGGAUGCUCAAUACUUUGGGGAGAUUGGUAUUGGAACACCACCCCAGAACUUCACUGUUGUAUUUGAUACUGGCAGCUCCAACCUCUGGGUCCCCUCGUCCAAAUGUUAUUUUUCUAUUGCUUGCUUUUUCCAUAACAAAUACAAGGCAAGGCUGUCGAGUACAUAUACUAAGAUUGGAAGACCUGGUGAAAUACAUUAUGGAUCUGGAUCAAUUUCUGGUUUCUUCAGUCAAGAUAAUGUUGAAGUUGGGAGCCUUGUUGUUAAAGAUCAAGUUUUCAUUGAGGCAACACGAGAGGGAAGUCUCACAUUUGCACUGGCAAAGUUCGAUGGGAUUAUGGGGCUCGGUUUUCAGGGAAUUUCUGUUGGGAAUGCUACCCCAGUUUGGUCCACUAUGCUUCAGCAAGGCCUUUUGCAUGAAGAGCUCUUCUCUUUCUGGCUCAAUCGGAAUCCAAAUGCCAAUGAGGGAGGUGAGAUUGUUUUUGGUGGUGUUGAUAAAAGACACUUUAGGGGGAAGCAUACUUUUGUUCCAGUCACUCAAGCGGGUUACUGGCAGUUCCGAAUGGGCGAUUUCCUUAUUUCAAACCAAACAACAGGUGUUUGUGAGGGAGGUUGUUCAGCAAUUGUAGAUUCAGGAACAUCCUUAAUUGCUGGUCCAACGCUUGUUGUGACUCAAAUCAACCAUGCCAUUGGAGCAGAAGGGAUUGUGAGCAUGGAAUGCAAAGAAGUCGUUUCUCAGUAUGGAAACAUGAUGUGGGAUCUUUUAGUAUCAGGGGUACUACCCAGCAAAGUAUGUUCGCAGAUUGGUUUAUGCAUGGCCAGCCCUGGUAUCAGGACAGUGGUUGAAAAAGAGAAGAUGGAGUCUGUUGAGGAAGUUGGGGAUGUUGUUUUCUGCAAUGCUUGUGAGAUGAUUGCUGUCUGGAUCCAGAGCCAGCUGAAACAAAUGAAAACAAAGGAUAAAGUGCUCCGCUAUGUGACUGAGCUGUGUGGGAGUCUACCAAGUCCAAUGGGAGAAUCGGUGAUUGACUGUACUUCAGUUGCAAACAUGCCAAAUAUUACAUUCAUCAUUGGCGAUAAAGCUUUCGACCUCACUCCAGACCAGUAUAUUCUAAGAACUGGAGAUGGCUCGGCCACCGUCUGUCUCAGUGGAUUUACUGCUUUGGAUGUGCCUCCUCCCAAGGGUCCUCUCUGGAUACUUGGAGAGAUAUUCAUGGGGGUUUAUCACACUGUAUUUGAUUUUGGGGAUCUAAGAAUUGGUUUUGCUGAAGCUGCUUAGCAACUUAGAAUCUGCAACCGCUUGCUUCUUUUUUUUUUUUGUAUUUUUUUUUUCUAAUGUAGUUGUGAAGCAAUCGAAUGAUGGAACGAGCUUGUUGGUGAUUGGUGAUGGGUUAUGCAUAAUAGCGAGUAUUGAUAUUUGGAAGUUCAUAAAAAUGAAUGUAUAUGUGUGCAAGCGCAUGCGCGCCUCCUGGGUUUUGAAUUUGAAAUACAUAUAGUCCACUGCUUUAAUUUUA